AUGUUUUAUUCUUUGGAGCGCCAAGCCGAGGCUCGGACUCGCAGUGCCUACAAAACUAUCUAUAAGAACGUACGACAGUGCUUAUUGCCCUGCUGGCUAGGUUUCUGCUUCUCCCCUACUCGGGAUGCCGGACCCUACGUAUCUAAGAUUAUGGUGAUGUGUGGCUAG
This is a messenger RNA of Blumeria graminis f. sp. triticale, 168 nucleotides long. NCBI's taxonomy places the organism in Eukaryota, Fungi, Ascomycota, Leotiomycetes, Helotiales, Erysiphaceae. The record is from the annotation of a GenBank genome assembly.